CGGCGUUUCAGCAGCAGAUGUCGCUCGUGCAGCUGCAGCUGGACCACGCCGCCAGCAGCAUCACCGCCCCCAGCAGAUGACGGCCGCCGCCAUGGGAGCCAUCGACAACGCCCACCGCUCCAUCCUCCUUCAGAUGAAUACCGCCAAGAAGGCCACACAGCAGCCGGGUAGUGCGCCAACCGAUAGACACCCAGACAGAACGACGUGCGGCCGUCUAUCUGUGUGUGUGCAGGCAAAAGAAAGUGGUGCAAGCUGUGGAGGGCAAGGGAUGAGGAGGAGAAGGACGAGGAGGAGGAGCUCGACGUGGAGUGGCUGCGGAUGCCAAAGGAUGAGGAGGAGCUCGACGUGGACGAGUGCAACGACAAAAGUGCCAUUUGCCUGGUUUACGAGGGAUUUAUCCGCCAGCAGGACCUGACCGUUAACGGCGAGUGCAUCUCUGCUGAGGAGGCGAAGAGCGUGUGCGGCGAGGCCGAAAAGGAGAUCGGAGGGCAGCGCUUCUGCAAGGGCAAGGACUUCAAGAGCACCGAGGUGACAAAGAUGUAGAAAGCAAAGAACGGACCUGAGGAAGGGAGGGAGGGAGGACGGGUGGAUGUCAGGUGCCUGACACACUCACUCUGCCAGGGGUGAGUGUGGCCGCGGGCGUGUGUGCACCGACGGGCGGUGGAGCAUUAGACUCCAUUCAAAUUUUAAGAGCGAGUUUUGUCCAAGUUUGUCGAUCCACUAAUCCGCCCGGCCGUCUACGGUGUCUGUGGGAUGCGCAUUGUGUGUUGGUGGAUUGCCUGUCUGACUGUCUGGCAUGGGUGGUGUUGGCCGCGCAUACCCAUGUCCACGGCCCGGCUGCAGCGUUGCAUUCACACACGGAUGGAUGGAUGGAUGGACCAUUCCCAUUGUUUUGAACCAUCAAGCGAAGCGC
Messenger RNA from Vitrella brassicaformis, 913 nucleotides. The record is from the annotation of a GenBank genome assembly. NCBI's taxonomy places the organism in Eukaryota, Vitrellaceae.